AUGGGCCGCGACCUGAGAGUUGGCGUCAUUUCUCCGUCUAGCUGCCACGUGUUCGGCGACUCGCGUCCGGAGCAGUCUUCCAGUUUCUCCGACGUAGUUGCUUUGUCCGCAACCGCACCAGAUCCGGUAAACGACUCCAGAUGUUUCUUGCCGUGGCAGUGGGUCUUUUGGUCUCAUCACUUGACGCCUCAUGGUGGCCUCCGGUCUGUGCGCAACUGUGUGCGUAUCGGCAAUUUGUUUAGGCGCGACGCGCUCCGAUCGGCCCGACGAUGGGAAACUUUCGCCCUUCUACUUACGCGCAGAUCCGGUUUCUGCACAGGUGUCUCGAUAACAACGUGUUGCCGAAGUGUGUUUCAUGCAAACCUCCGGUAAACACGGAGCUAGCGAGACGCGCAGUAUUUCAGCACGGAAGACGUAUGAUGCGCGUGCUCCUUCAAGAUUGCCAUGCGAGACUUCGCAAAUACCGUCAGAGAAUUGACCAAGAGAAGGCCAGAUGCUGCGAGUUUAUGGGCGAGAACGGCACAAAUCUGCUUCAGCAGAAAGUGACUGAACGAGCCCGCGAGCAGAGAGCGACACGCGAUGCAGAACUGGGGAACAAAUUCCACAAACUGCCUGAUCCAACGUCAUCCAGAGGCGGCACACUGGUACACAACCUGUCGUUAAAGGAACUGACGAAGGAGCAAGUACAGGUUUUACGGCACGAAGCCUCAUUCAACACAGCUGACGCCAAACCUAUCAACAUGAUUGCAGCAGUGGAAUCGGUCAUUAAUCUGACGGAAGCGGCGGAGGAGAUGAAGAACCUUAUCCGACACCAAGUUUCGUCCCUCCUUAGGACUCACAAGCCGCGCGAAAACUCACAAAGGUCCAACGCGAUGCACUAAGAGAACUUAAGGCCGACAAGGACAUUGUCAUUGUGCCCCCGGACAAGGGGAGUUCCACCAUCGUACUGGACAGAACAGACUACCUUCAGAAGGCCAAACACCUACUGGAGGAUCGCCAGUUCUAUGUCCCAUGUGAAACCAACCCCGUAAAAACGCUGACACGCGAAAUUAAUGCAACACUGUUGGCACUGCAUAACUCGGAUGCUAUAACACCGACCGACCGACGCAUGGCGAGGGCCCAAGAAACGGCCUUGGCCCGAUUCUAUGGUCUCCCAAAUGUGCACAAGGAGGACGCUCCUCUCCGGCCCAUUAUAUCGCUCCAAGGCACUCCAACGUACGGACUGGCAAUAUGGCUGUUUCGGCGACUCAAAUUUCUGACCGCGGAUUCGGACACCACUGUCUGUUCGUCAACGCAAUUCCUGGAGAAGCUUAAAGGAGUAAGUCUCUUGCCAAAUGAGGUCAUGGUAUCUUUUGAUGUCACGUCCCUUAUUACUUCUAUCCCCCAGGAUCUAGCAAUCGAGACCGUCCAGCUACUCCUACGAAACAAAUACGAUGAAACGGAGAAUCGUCUCGGACACGCCCAAGUCCUUCAGCUCCUAAAGUUCUGUCUCAAGACGUACUUCACGUUUGACGGAACAAUCUACGAGCAAGUGAAGGGAACGCCAAUGGGCUCGCCGACUUCGGGAUUCAUCGCCGAGGCGGUCCUACAGCGGUUGGAGUGGCUGGUCUUCCAACACCACAGACCGGAAUUCUGGGCUCGGUAUGUGGACGAUACCUUCGUCGUCAUCGAACGGGACCAGGUGCUAACAUUCAAAGAACGUCUCAACAGCGUCUUCCCGGACAUACAAUUUACGAUGGAGGAGGAAGAGAAUAACCAGCUGGCAUUCCUUGAUGUCCUCGUCUGUCGCAAAGAUUGUGGUGGCCCAAAGACCAAAGUGUUCAUAAAAGCAACGAACACGACGCAAAUUCUGAACUUCAACAGUAACCACCCAAUCUGCCACAAACACAGUUGCGUAGGAACGCUAUUUCGGCGUGUUGAGACGCACUGCAGUGAACCGGAAGACAAGGUUGCCGAAUCCCAAUAUCUUCGACGGGUUUUUCGAGAAAAUGGUUACCCGCGCAACUUCGUCAACCGGUGCCUGCGCAAACGAGACGAGCGACAAAAUCGCGCCGACCCCAAAUUCUGGCGAGCGAUCCCGUACAUCAAGAACGUCUCCGAGGCCGUUAGUCGCCUUCUUGCACCACUUGGGGUUGGAGUUGCGCACAGACCGGAGGCCACCAUGAGGCGUCAAGUGAUGAGACCAAAAGACCCACUGCCACGGCAAGAAACAUCUGGAGUCGUUUACCGGAUCUGGUGCGGUUGCGGACAAAGCAACUACGUCGGAGAAACUGGAAGACUGCUCCGGACGCGAAUCGCCGAACACGUGGCAGCUGUACGGAGAAAUGACGCCAACUCUCAGGUCGCGGCCCAUUCGACGAGACCCGGCCACACAUUCAAGUUCGAUGAGGCCGAAAUUCUCGCGAGAGGGGAUAAUCGCGUGAGCCGCGAGUUUCUUGAGUCAUGGUUCACGGGGCCUCAGUCUAUCAACAAGUUCAACGACAUUCCCACUCCAUAUUCUGUGCUGAGGCAUAGACUGGCCAAAGCAAUUGGCCACUCGAGGAGCGCGCAAGCCGGUGAGCCAGAUGGCCGAGCAAUCGUCACGCCAGCAUCCAACACGGGUGAUGAGAUGUUAGCAAUUAACAACUUGCAUGCCGGCCAUCAAGCAAUUAGCGCACCAGCGGGCAACAAUCCUUGA
This is a messenger RNA of Spirometra erinaceieuropaei, 2677 nucleotides long. Lineage: Eukaryota; Metazoa; Platyhelminthes; Cestoda; Diphyllobothriidea; Diphyllobothriidae. The record is from the annotation of a GenBank genome assembly.